AUGCAUUCUGCGGUGCUGACACGUACGCAGGCGUCUUGGGUGUAUCUCAACCGGCGCACCGUGCGCGGAGAUUAUGCCUUCCUCUUCUAUGCCGCCUCAUGCCUCUCUCUCUACGCUCUGCUGCGCGCAUUCCCUCUCACGUCUGCGAGUCCAUCCAUUGCGGCCGCCUCCCUAGCGUUCACAUACUUUACCACACUUGCGUCGGUCACGGUCGGCUACCGCCUCUCCCCAUGGCACCCUUUGGCAAGCUACCCCGGACCUAUGCUGUGGAGGAUCAGCAGCGUCUACCUCACGUACAUCUCAUUCAUGGGGCGGCGGCACCUUAUCCUCGAUAAGCUACAUGCCAAGUAUGGCCCGUUCCUUCGCAUUGGGCCGAACACCCUCUCUCUCAACACCCCUGCGGCUACAUCCGUAUACUUGAAUAUGGAGAAGAGUGAGGCCUAUCGAUUCCCAGCUCACGACGAUGUUGUGGGUAUAUUCUUCAAGCAGGAGUCUAAGGAGGUCCACAGGGAACGCAAGAAGCUCUGGGGCGGGAUGUUUACGCCUAAUGGCUUGGCACAGCUGACUCCUGCGCUCGAGAAACGGACUUGGGAGGUAAUGCGAUGCAUUGAGCGCCGGCAAAAGGCGAACGGCGGAUAUGUUAACCUGCCAGAGGCAUUCUACCACUGGUCGCACGACUUCAUGGGCGACAUGGUGUUCAGUGGCUGCAAUAAGAUUGAACUCAUGAAGAACGGUGACGCUAAAGAGCUCAUCUACACCGGGAAGCUGGCGACCGUGAUGCAGGACAGGUGA
Molecule: messenger RNA, 792 nt
Organism: Trametes versicolor FP-101664 SS1
Lineage: Eukaryota; Fungi; Basidiomycota; Agaricomycetes; Polyporales; Polyporaceae
Product: cytochrome P450
Exons: 5
Coding region: 1-792 (263 amino acids)
Molecular function (GO): monooxygenase activity; iron ion binding; oxidoreductase activity, acting on paired donors, with incorporation or reduction of molecular oxygen
Source: RefSeq, a predicted model, not a curated record